Messenger RNA from Oreochromis niloticus (Nile tilapia), 2612 nucleotides. RefSeq names its product ArfGAP with FG repeats 1a (gene agfg1a). Gene Ontology annotation, molecular function: GTPase activator activity. The record is from RefSeq and is a predicted model, not a curated record. The transcript is spliced from 15 exons. NCBI's taxonomy places the organism in Eukaryota, Metazoa, Chordata, Actinopteri, Cichliformes, Cichlidae. Gene Ontology annotation, biological process: intermediate filament organization; spermatid nucleus differentiation; acrosome assembly. Bases 316 to 2205 code for a protein of 629 amino acids. Gene Ontology annotation, cellular component: cytoplasmic vesicle; cytoplasm; membrane.
AUGAGUUUAAUGGGCUCACGUUUGGCCUUGAGUAGUGAAGACUCGCUGUGGCUGCAUAACGGGAUUUAAGCGAAGGCGGAAGUAGAUGGCAGCACAGCUCUUGUCCCGUUAGCUAGCGCCAGAUCCAUCGCCUGAAAACUCCUUGUUCGAGGAGACGCGAGGCCGCCCUGACAACAGAUCCACCUACCGAUUCACUCUCUGUCUUUACGAGUCGACAACCGUUAAAAAGAAGAAAGCACAGCUCUUUUAGUUUUUUAGCUAGCUAGCUUUCCGUCUCUCACGGUUUUAUUUAACCCCCGCUGUAGAUUCUUUACCAUGGCGGCGAGUGCGAAGAGAAAACAGGAGGAGAAACACCUGAAGAUGCUGAGAGAAAUGACGAGUUUGCCUCCCAACAGAAAGUGCUUUGACUGCGACCAGCGAGGCCCGACCUACGCCAACAUGACUGUGGGUUCCUUCAUCUGUACCUCCUGCUCUGGCAUCCUACGAGGACUGAAUCCACCCCACAGAGUCAAGUCCAUCUCCAUGACAACCUUCACGCAACAGGAAAUCGAGUUCUUACAGAAACAUGGCAAUGAGGUUUGUAAACAGAUCUGGCUCGGUCUUUAUGAUGACAGAACCUCUUCAGUACCAGACUUCAGAGAACCACAGAAAGUCAAGGAGUUCCUACAAGAUAAAUAUGAGAAAAAAAGAUGGUACGUGCCUCCUGAGCAGGCCAAGGUAGUGGCGUCAGUCCAUGCUUCCAUCUCUGGCUCCUCAAACAGCAGCACCAGCAGCACCCCAGAGGUUAGACCACUCAAGUCCCUGCUGGGGGAGUCGGCACCCUCUCUACACCUCAACAAGCACACCCCACCAAAUCAGUCUCCUGUAGUGAGCCGUGGACAAACCCAUCAGCAGCAGCUCCAUGACAAGAAAUAUGACCUCCUCAGUGACUUGGGUGGAGACAUCUUUGCUGCCCCGCCCAGCAUGAAUGCAGGCGCCAGCUCCAGUUUUGCUAACUUUGCACAUUUCAACAGCCACACAAAGCCUUUAAGAUUCAAUGCAAGAACUAAAGUGGUGUUAACACACCUAACAAACAUGCGCACAGUGGCACAGAAUACCAAAGGAGAGGCAGACUUUGCUAAUUUUGAUGCAUUCGGGAACACUUCUGGGUCGACAGGUGGUUUUCCCUCUGCAUCCCAAGCCCCAUUUCAGCCCCCAAAUACAGCGUUCACUGUGCUCUCAUCCAGCCGCAGUAUGGGUGAGUUUGCCACUGCUCUGCCUCUCCAGUGUUCACACAGUAGCACCUCAGGGGGACUAGCAAAUGCCAGUUUUGCAAAUUUUGACAACUUCCCCAAAUCGUGUAGUGCUGACUUUGGAUCCUUCAGUUCCUCCUCCCAGAGUAACUCCACAGGAGCUGGCAGAGACGUUGUACAGAGUACUAACAUUUCUGCCGAUAAAUACGCAGCCCUGGCUGACCUGGAUAACGUAUUUAGCUCUGCCAUAACAGAGCCAGGAGGUGGUAUUCCUGGUGGGGUGAGCUCAGCCUCAGCCGCUGCAGCAGCAGCAGCAGCAGGAGUGGGUGGUUUGCCUCAGAAACAGCCAGCAGGUGGAGACCGCUAUGCUGCUCUAGCUGAGCUUGAUACUGUCUUCAGCACCUCAGCACCUGCCACCAGUGUUUACAACACCACCAGCACCUCACAAGGGAGUGUGUUUGGCUCAGAGACAGGGGUGUCAACAGCACAAAUACAGCAGGCUGUGCCCGGCAUGGCUCAGGGUUUUGGAGCACACCCAACCAAUCCAUUUGUAGCUCCUGGUGUUGUCCCAGCAGCAGCUCCAACCAACCCAUUCCAGUGCAAUGGCAGAGCAGCAACUGUUGCAGCUGCAGCAGCACCAUUUGGCACAGGCUCCAUGAGUAUGCCAGCUGGAUUUGGGAAUACUGCAGCCUACAACCUCCCCACCAGCUUUAGUGGAACAUUCCAGCAACCCUUUCCUGGUCAGGCUCCCUUCCCUCAACCUCCUGCGUAUCCCCAGCAACCCAACGGUGUGUGUCAUUUAGACAAUAAUGGCUAUGGUGGAGGAUUUCCAGCCUUCGGCCAGGCCAAGUCUGUUGCAACUCCUUUUGGGCAAGCAAUGGCAGGACCUAUGGUCUCUAGCAACCCUUUUCUGGGUGCGGGUCCACCUGCGCAGUAUCCAGCUGGAGGCUCUUCCACAAACCCCUUCUUAUAGCGGUCCUUCAUGUCAGCUGCACUACAGGGUCAACAACUGGCGCGCUUGCACCUAUUGCACUGUUUUUGUUUCACAAGUAGCUUUAAAAACACAAUGUUUGUAAGAAUUUGUAUUUUCUAUCGCAGUUUGUCAUAAAUGGAACAAUAUGCGACACAGUCGUGCUGACACUGUCGAAGGCUACAAAACAGUGAUGGUGUGUGUGCAGAGGGGGAGGUCGAUGCCCUCCCCUUUAUUUAACCUGUGAACUAGCCUGGCCUCUACUGAGCCACAAUGUAUAAUCGAACUGGCUGAAAACUAAGUUAUUGCAUACAGUAUAUCCCAUUCAUUAUGCUGCAAUUCUGUACAAUUUUUUUUUUUUUUUUCUUUUAGGAAAUUAGCUCUUUGUGCAUAUCAGUAUUUGUAUCUAA